CUGACGUUGACGUUUGUUCAGAUGAUUUUGGCCUGGUACUGUAACUUACAGAGUAAAUAGGUUCGAAAUUAAUUUAAACUGAAAAAUGACUGAAACAGAGGAAUAUAAAUGCGUUAAUUGCGGCGAAAGGGCUGCGGCACUAUAUAGAACUUAUGGCCCAACAGUUUUGAAGCUAACUAAAUGCGAAAACUGUAAAGGAGUGGUUGAUAAAUACAUUGAAUAUGAUCCAGUAAUAGUUAUGAUUGAUCUGGUGCUGAUGUCCAAAGAGGCACAGAGGCAUGUCUUGUAUAACACCGAGUUUAAGUCUUAUUGGAAAUUAGUCAUAAUAUUGAUUAUGCUAGAAACAUAUGGGGUUUGGCGUAAUGACAGUCUAUUCAACAUUGCUGUGAGCUCCGUCUGUGGUUUUGAUAAUAAUUCAACUAAUGUAAGUAUUCCAGUGAACUUAUCCAGUGCGGUCCCGGACCCUUGGAAGAGUAGUUGCUGGGCAUGGAUGUAUGAAGAAAAGGGUGAAGAAGACAAUGACCUGUUCAUUUGGGAGAAAGACUUCUAUGUACAGUUCCUGUCUAUACUUUCAGGUAUCAUUGUAUUUAUUGGCACAGGUGAAGUUUUGAUGCGGCUGGCAACACUAUUUACUACGAGAAAUAAAGUGCCCCUCUCAAGAGCGCUGAAAGCAUUCUCCCUGGCAGACGUGAGCAUCCUAUUCACGCUGCCCAUGCUGGUGUGGGGAGCUGACACGUCAGCAGACACAAGAAUCAUACAUUUUGGACUGGUCUACAUAUACAGUUUUCUCGUGUUUCUUAACAUUUUUACAGUGGUAUACGAGUGUCCAGUGCUGCCAUCUAGCCUCAUUCUCAUCGUAUGCAAUAUAGCCAAGUACAUCACUAGUUUUCACGCGACGGCCAUUUUGAGAAGACUGUUUACCUAACAAAAACAAGCAGUCCGACUGCAACCAAGGAUGAGGCUAAAACAGAUUAUGUUCGUUCAAAGAAGGCAUUAAGUUUUCACCAAGACCAAAAUAAUAUUGUGAUUGUUAUUUGUAAGUAAGAAUAAUAAAUUAAAUUUAUAUA
Messenger RNA from Trichoplusia ni (cabbage looper), 1067 nucleotides. RefSeq names its product protein ARV1 (gene Arv1). The coding region runs from base 86 to 925 and encodes 279 amino acids. NCBI's taxonomy places the organism in Eukaryota, Metazoa, Arthropoda, Insecta, Lepidoptera, Noctuidae. The transcript is spliced from 7 exons. Gene Ontology annotation, cellular component: Golgi apparatus; cortical endoplasmic reticulum. The record is from RefSeq and is a predicted model, not a curated record. Gene Ontology annotation, biological process: sterol metabolic process; regulation of plasma membrane sterol distribution; intracellular sterol transport.